Molecule: messenger RNA, 435 nt
Organism: Striga asiatica
Lineage: Eukaryota; Viridiplantae; Streptophyta; Magnoliopsida; Lamiales; Orobanchaceae
Source: the annotation of a GenBank genome assembly
AUGUAUGCAAUCUGGCGACGGGUCGAGGGUCAGGAGGCCGUAGGUGGUGGAGGUGAGGGAGACGAUGUGGUGGCUGAAGGCGGCGGACCCGCCGAUUUGGGAAAAGCCGUUGUCUUGGUUGAGGAAAGUUCCGGCGAACGGGCGAAUCAGAACCUCGCGGCUGAAGCAGCGAGAGCAAGCAGCCCGCGGCUGAGCAUGUUUCUGAGCACGUCCGGCAACCGGCGAGGCUUCUUCCAGGACCAGGAGCGGCGCUCUUCCAUGGCAGAGACGAGGAUUCUCGCGGGACAGAUUGUAAAGGUUAGACUUGGAAUAGAUGCAAAAGUUGCUCUUGAGGAUGGAAAAAUGAUGUACUCUAAUAGGAGGAUGAUAGAUGAAAACCCCUUCAAGAAUGAUCUUGCUGCUUCAAAACGGAUGAAGGAAGAAUUCCCACAGUAG